Dicentrarchus labrax (European seabass) is the source of this 3191-nucleotide messenger RNA. RefSeq names its product vascular endothelial growth factor Ab (gene vegfab). Gene Ontology annotation, molecular function: vascular endothelial growth factor receptor 1 binding; growth factor activity; chemoattractant activity. Gene Ontology annotation, cellular component: membrane. The transcript is spliced from 8 exons. Gene Ontology annotation, biological process: vascular endothelial growth factor signaling pathway; response to hypoxia; vascular endothelial growth factor receptor signaling pathway. Bases 892 to 1536 code for a protein of 214 amino acids. Lineage: Eukaryota; Metazoa; Chordata; Actinopteri; Moronidae. The record is from RefSeq and is a predicted model, not a curated record.
GUGGAUGAUAUUUCAGCCGGUGACGCUCAAGUAUAAAACACCACAACCACAGUAUCAGGAUGCCUUCAUUCCUUUUUCUAGGAUAAUAGAAAAAUACACCCUCGCUUCUGAACUCAGCUCUGCGUUUUUAAUAGCUUACUGGUGAUGUGGUCACAUGAGUCGACGUUUGAUAGAUAGAAACUUUUGAAAGAGACAUGAGUAGCUCGCAGUGCUGUAUGUCAGCCCACAGAGGACACCCCUCCCCUGUUUUAAUGAUCGUCCAAUCAUCCACUGCUCGUAGGCUAGUCCCACUACAGAGCCACAGUAUGGAGAGACCGAGACAGAGGUGGACGCGUUGUGUCUUAACAGAGAGAGCUGAGCCGCUUAGUGCGCACUGACAGAGGAAUUAAAAAAAGAAUCCCAGAGCACAGAGACAAAGUUUUGUGGGACGCGUAUCUCUCGGCGCGGUUUUCUUUUUCACUGAACGUCAUCCUGGUCCAUGGGUUCAAGUUCCACAUAGGAGUAGGCUACAAGUUUCCAAUGGACAGAUACACGGAGACGGCUGGCGCAACAAGCAUGGGAUUAUUUUUGUAAUGUGGAUUGCCAUUCCCUUGCAAGAAAAUAAAGGUCUGCUGCGGAACAAUGUGAGACGUUAUGCGUCUUGGAUUCUCGUGUUUCUGGAUAUCUUGAAAAUCAUUGGCAACAGUUGAGAAGGAAGACGUUAUGCGCAAAGGAUUGUAUGCUGCGACCCCGGGACCAACAUGGAUUUGCCAUUACAACCCCCUGCCCCUUAUUUAGAGAAGUUGUAGCCGGUCCACUUGUGUUGUUGUACUUGUGUUUUGAGAACAAAUUGCCACAUUGGCCUCUUGGAUUUUAACACGUCGCCUGCCUUUGGAUUGGAUUUCCAACACCAUGAACUUUAUUGACAGUUUGACACUAAUAUUUUUGACGCUGUCAGCUGUCAAGAGUGCCCACAUACCGAAGCCAACAGAAAGAGGUCCACAUGACGUGAUCCCUUUAAUGGAGGUGUACAACAAGAGUUUGUGUCAGCCUCGGGAGCUGCUGGUGGAGAUUUUGCAGGAGUAUCCGGAGGAGGUGGAGCACAUCUUUAUCCCGUCCUGCGUGGUGUUGACACGCUGCGCCGGCUGCUGCAAUGAUGAGAUGCUGCAGUGCAUGCCCACAUCCAGCUAUAACAUUACAAUGGAGAUUAAAAGAAUAAAACCCCAAAGGCAACAAAAUGAUAUUUUCAUGAGUUUUACUGAACACAGCGCAUGUGAGUGUAGGUUAAAGAAAGAAGUGAAAGAACAGAAAGAAAAAAAAUCCCGAAAAGGCAAGGGUAAAGGCCUAAAGAGAAAACGAAAGAAAAACCGUGACAAAACAAUUCACGAUGCUGUUUGUGAGCCAUGCUGUGAUCACUGCUCAGAGAGGCGAAAACGUUUGUUCGUGCAGGAUUCUGCAACCUGCCGGUGCUCCUGCAAACACACAGAUGAAUACUGUAAAGAACGCCAGCUAGAGCUCAACGAGAGGACCUGCAAAUGUGACAAGCCGAGAAGAUGAAAGAGGUGGGAGCACCAGAUGUACAAGAUGAAGGAAUAUUCUAGAGAUAUUUCAGAGCACAGCACUUUGACCGUUGAACCGUAAGCUCUUCUUUUCUGUGGAAAGCAUUCCCCUUGGACUGACUGAGAGAGAACAAAAAAGAAAGACAGACCUGAAGUUUCCUCCCACUGUAUAUCUGUGUGUAUAUAGACCAUGUUAAAAGAAAAAAAGAGUACAGAAUUGUUAUGCUGCUACAGAAACAAAUAACUAAACCCGUCAUUUGACAAAAAGCAAAUAGCCGCCAUGUGGUUUUGCAUUUCUAACAGGCUUGUGAUGCAGGUGUAGUCUUGUUGUGAAUUCCUUGUAUGCAAUUACUUCACUGGAUAUGAGUCUACUGUGGUUGUGUGUCAAUCAUAAAUUGCAAAACCUCUCAAUCUAAGAUAUAUUUAACUGCUAAAACAGCGGGUGAGGCUGAAGAGGACAAGGGAGCAUUUCAAAAAUGAUGGAUGGAUUUUCGUCUGUCAAUGUCUACUUUUGCUUUUGGAGUACGACAGCAGGACAAGCGGGACAGCUGAUGGACAUCUUGAAACCUUCUCUACACGAUAUCACUUCCUCUCCUGUGAGGACAUUGCAGGACUGACAUGGACUUACACAAUGUCUCCAUUGUGAUCAGCCUGCAAGAGAAGAGACUCUGGAGUGCCAAAUACUUUUAAAGGGAUACUGAUUGUCAAUAUAGCAUCUAAUAUUUUGUUAUGCCCUACAUGAAAACCACUGAAAACAUCCAAUACUGUAGUUUGAUUCCAUUUGAGAAACUGUGCCUCACAAAAUGUUCUGAGAAAUCUUUCGACUGCUUUUUAAAUUAUUUUUAUUUCCUUUUUCAGGAGAGGGGAUUGUCAAAGUAGUUGAACUCAAUACAGAAUCUAUUGAUUACAUAUCUUCUUAUCUGAACCUGUACAUGUACUUGUACUUAAUAUGCCUAAUAGUCCAUUCUAGAUAAUUUAUAAUGUUAUAGAGUAUUUUCAGUAUUCAGUCUUCUACCCAUAUUUAAUUUGGUCUAUUUAUAUAUGCAGUGUUAUGUAUCUGUAGCUGUCCUUUCUCCCCCAAUGUGUAAAGUCACUGAUGGCUGCGCUCAGCAUGGAGACCCUCUGUGCUUUUCUACGACUCAAACAGAACAAAAAGAAAAAUCAAAAAUUAUUUGUUAACAUUCCCUAAAUGGAUCAUUUGUACUGGUGUGCUGAUGACAUCUCCUCUGGAUUUUUCAACCCCUUGUAUCUAAGGAUGUGGGUGCUGUGUAGAAUUUGUGUGUAUCUGUGUGUUUGUGUACAUGUGUGUGUAUGAGUGUGUGUUUCACGUGCAUUUGCCGGUGUGCACAUCUGUGUGCAAGUGUUAGUAAGUUGUAUUUAAGUAUUUAAAUAAGUAGUGGAGCUGUGUUUUGUCCGUCCUGCAAGAUGCAAAUACAAAUAAAUUACUGCUAGCAGCUCAGCAUACACUACCACAACACCACUGUUUUAAAUUUGGAUAACAAUUUUCAUCCUUUCUGCCAUCAGUCAUAGAGCUCUUAUUAUUAGUUAUUUUUGUCUCUACUUCACUAUUAACAUGUUUUCUGUCUCUAUGUAAAACAGUAAACAUAUUUAUUUUCAAAUUAUAUUGUUUUUAUAUAAAAUAAGAAAAAGGUU